Molecule: messenger RNA, 6654 nt
Organism: Tachysurus fulvidraco (yellow catfish)
Lineage: Eukaryota; Metazoa; Chordata; Actinopteri; Siluriformes; Bagridae
Product: probable G-protein coupled receptor 21
Exons: 1
Coding region: 3151-4182 (343 amino acids)
Biological process (GO): G protein-coupled receptor signaling pathway
Cellular component (GO): membrane
Molecular function (GO): G protein-coupled receptor activity
Source: RefSeq, a predicted model, not a curated record
CCUCUUUGUCAUGGUGAACUGUAUGUGGUCGGUUCUCCACCUUUCACUCAGCGCUAUUUUUAGCCCCCUUGUGUGCCAGGCUGAGGGAAUGCAUAAAGGCAGGGGAGCAUGUCUUGAGGUCCAGCAGGGAAAAAAUGUGUGUGUUUAGUAGAAGCACGAGUGUGUUGUAACAAAGGUGCCACCGUUUGACCUGACUCGAGACAAACAAACGAGGAUGCCCUCGCCUGGAAACCUAGCUUCGGAGUCCUGGCAUUCUUUAAUAUUACUGUUUGAAUCAUUUCUGCCCGGUGUGAAUUAUUUAAACCUCAGAGGCAGCAAAAGUGCUGCUGAAGCUUGGCAUCUACAGAUCAGCAGCGUCCAGGCUUUCUCUCUCCAGCAGACUUGCGUAGCAACUAUCUCAUAUUCGCUGUAUUUAUUAGGCAGAGUGGCGUUGUAUUCUCUCAGGAGCGGCUAGAUGAACCAACCGGGUGUACGACCAGAAACAGAUACACUGCUGAGAGACGCUAAAGACUCACCAUCACUCAUUUAAAGUCAGUCUGUGCUAAUAAAUAAAUAAUUCAGGUGCAUUUGUAAACCCAGUUGAAUGAUAAUCAUAUCGGAGCUGGUCAGAGAUUUAAAAGAAAAGGGUAAGAUUUAAUCGUAACAAAUACCAAAGAAGGGUCACUGAUACUGAUGCUGGUAAAGGCACACGUAGGAACAAGCUCUAGUCUACUGUAGUGUUCUUGUGGCGUUUAAUGCUUCUAGCUUUCCAAACCCUCGUGUUAUAGAGGAGCCCUUAGUUAUCGGGUUCCCUAGGUACUAGAUAAAUGUGAAAAAAACCUGUGCUGUCUAGCAGGAGAGUCCCAGAAACCCCAUAAACCCACUUGCUUUAAUGCUUUAUUCACAUUCAUGGCAUUUGGCAGACGCCACUUAUCCAGAGCGACAUACAUUUUAAUAUCAUUUUAUACUACUGAGCAAUCGAGGGUUGCUCAAGGGCACAGCAGUGACCGCUUGGUGGAUCUGGGGUCCGAACUCACGACCAGUGUUGUGCUAGUUACUAAGAGAUAGUUACUAGUUACCGUUACUAGUUACUUCAUUCAAAAAGUUACUUCAUUCAAAAACUCAAUUACUUUGUUGAAUACUUACACCAAAAAGUGUGUUAAAAGUAUUUAUGCGUUACGGUCUAUACAAACACAAAACUGUCCCUGGCUAACGAUUAAAAUGUAGUCACUGUGGUUUGGCUGGAGGGGCUUGACUCGUGUGUCCACCGACACCGGGUUAGCUUCUAGCUUCGUCGGGGCAUGUAGUUUCUACCUCCAGGAGGAGCUUGGACAGAUUGGAGUCGCUGUUUAUCGCAGUAGAUCGGACCUUCGAACCAGAAAGACGCAUUUUACAUUUGACUAAAAUGUUUUUGUCUUUAUGCUCAACUAAAGUGAAAUAAUGAGCAAACGUAUUUCCAUUUUGAGAAACUCGUCUUGCUCUCGCCUCGACUCGCCGCUACUGCCGCACAUACAUGAAUAAACGGAAACACGCCCCCGGGGUGCGGCGCCUUUGUGUUUACAGGUCGGCAUCCACCGAUCCUACGAUGCGUCGCUGCUGUAAACAGGUCAGACUGUAGGUUACACUUCAGCCUAAAUGAAUUUGUUUAAAAAAGUAACGGACAAACGCACCGUACGGUAACGGGGUUACUUUAUUUAAACAGUAAUACUUUAGAGUAUUAGUUACUGUCAAAAGUUACCGUGUUACAGUAACGCGUUAAUGCCCGACACUGAUCCGUUAGACCCUCCGUUAGUAGGCCGACGCCUGAACCACCGAGCUACCGUAUUUUCCCCGUUUAUAGCCAGUUUAAACUGAUGAUGCCAAACAUUACAGCCUCUCUAUCGUUUACUCUGCCAGACUGUUUAUAACCGUUUUGGUUUCCUGAGGCAUCAGACAUCAUGCUGCAAUGCAAUGGUAAUAGUUCACUACAGUAGAGAGAGUGUGUACAUGUACAAACAGCAGUGCACGAAAUGUCCCGUAGAUGAUGGGUGCAUUACAGGUCUUAAAAAGGUCGUAGAUUUCUGUUACCACAUCGCUAAUGGACAAAUCGGGGGGUGGGUUAGUGUUUUAUGGUGUGUGUUCACAUUUGAUGGUGUGUGUCCAUGCCAAAGAUUUUGUGUUUAGUUAGAAAUGCAUCUGCUAAGUAAAACUAAACCUUCUCUCAUGCUUUACAUACGAGUUCAUGUGUAAGUCCAUCCCAAAGAAGGGGAUGCCUUAAUUCUUGUUUCUGCAUCUGCUGACUGGAUGAAGUAGAAAGUAGGAGGAGCCUCAUUGCUGCUGCAGCAUGCACUAGGAGGGAGGGAGAGAAGGAGCACAAAUACAUCAGUGCUAUGGAGAGAGGGAGGGAGGGAGGGAAAUGGAGAGAGAGAGAGAGAGAGAGAGAAUAAGAGGAAGGGAGGGUGGAAGGGAAACGAGGCUGGCUGUGCUCUCUGCACCACACCACUCUCUCCCUCAUUACCAUUCCAGACACUGCCUUCUCUGAGGAGAACCCUUCGCUCUGUUUGAAAUGCCAAUCACCGCUGGCCGUCCUUUCAUCCUCGAUCACACGCACUGAAAGCACGGGCGAGCGGGAGCCCCGCAGACGCUAAAAGGAUUUUCCCGCUCUUCUCCAUCCGAACAAAGUUUCUCGAAAAAGAAAAAUACACACGGAUGAUGCUAUUUAGGAUCGCAGGAUCUUGACUAUACCGUUUUCCGCCUGUGAUCUCACCAGCAGACUAAUUAGUGCUAAGAGGACAGAUGGAGAUCCUGUAAUCAGAGUGGUAAGGACUUCCUUUUUAUUAUCCACUUUGACUCCGGCAUCGGUCUGUCCUGUGCCUUCACAGCUGUUCCUCUCCUGGAAAAGGCAGGAACUGGACAGAGGAAGUGAAGGUUGAGGGUGGGGGUAGUUCUAGUACGUCCUGUGUGGUCACGAAUGGGAUCGGCUGUAAACCUGUGUAUAAAAGGAUUCUGGUAGACUGAGCAAACGAGCGACUCCUGUUCCUGCUGAGAUGGCAGACAUCAGGCACGUUCACGUCUGUCCCGUCUGCCGGGGCCAGCAGCAGUCUGGGCAAUAUCUGCUGAGUUAGUACCCCCCCACACCAUCCCGAGGAAGCCUUCCUCCAUCCUUGUGUGCCCACAAAGUCCUUGAACAAGAUGAACACAACUGAGCUGAACCAGAGCGCCGUGACCUUCUGCCUUCUGGACAUUGGUUACUCUCAGAUCUUCAACACGUGCCUGCUGGAAGUCGUUGUCAUCCUCUUUCUGACCGUGCUCAUCAUCUCUGGUAACUUGGUUGUCAUCUUUGUGUUUCACUGCGCACCUCUACUCAACCACCAUACCACCAGCUCUUUCAUCCAGACGAUGGCCUACGCUGACCUGCUAGUGGGAGUAAGCUGCCUUAUUCCAUCUCUGUCUUUGCUACACCGCCUGAAAGGGCUGGACGAGCAGAUUACCUGCAAGGUGUUCGGUUACAUGGUGUGUGUGCUGAAGAGUGUCUCCAUGGCCUCACUGGCUUGCGUUAGUGUGGACCGGUAUAUAGCCAUUACGCGGCCACUGUCCUAUGCGGCCUUGGUGACACCGUGCCGUCUGCGGGCCUGCAUUGCACUCAUCUGGAUCUACUCCUGUCUAAUCUUCCUGCCCUCUUUCUUUGGCUGGGGCAAGCCUGGGUAUCACGGUGAUGUCGUCCAGUGGUGCUCGUCAUCCUGGGCCACCCAGCCGCUCUUCACCGCCUUCAUCGUAGCGGCGCUCUAUGCACCCGCGGCCCUCACUGUGUGCUUCACCUACGCCCACAUUUUCCGGAUAUGCCGUCAGCACACCCGACAAAUAAGCGAGCGUCGGGCGCGUUUCGGCCCGCAGGAAACUGAGCCCGGAGAACCACCUGGCCCUGACAAACGCUACGCCACCGUGCUCUUCCGCAUCACCAGUGUGUUCUACCUGCUGUGGCUACCUUACAUCAUAUACUUCUUGCUAGAGAGCGCCGGAAUAUACCGGCAUCCCGCGGCCUCCUUUUUGACCACAUGGCUCGCAAUCAGCAACAGCUUCUGCAACUGCCUCAUCUACAGUUUGUCAAACAGCGCCUUCCGUAAAGGCCUCAAGCGUGUCUGUUUGAUUUGCAUAAAAAGCACAGACACCAAGAAGUCCCCCGGGAUGCCGUCGGCUCCUCCUCGCCCGGCAUGUCACGUGUAACACCCAGUAAAGACUGGAGAGUGUCACACAUUAUGUGCUUGUCUCGGCCAGUGGAAACAGGCUUGCGUCGGCAUCUGGGUGGUGUUCCCAGGUCUUGUCCCUGAGUCUGGUUGUCUCCGUGACAAAUCCUCGAGGCAAAGGAGUCCCCUUUCACCCCAUUCAUCAGUGUCGAAGGGGUAGUUAGGGCUGCUGUUUUUUUGCAGCAUUGAAUAACAAUUCUUUAUGCAAAAACUAACCAUCACAAACCAGAAGAAGAAGGAAAAAACGACACACAAUCAUGGAUAUAAAAUAAAGAAAAAUACUUUUGUAAACUAAAUGCUUACGUACGUCAUCUGUCAAAUCUGAACGUCUUAACAUCGUGUUGCUCAUUUGACAUCUGAUCCACUUUAACCAGAGCGAGCAGAACUGUUGUUGUUGUUUUCAGGACAAUUUAAUGUGCUAUCAGACAAACCUGUGACUAAUCAUGUGCCACAUUUCCCAGUUCAUCCUGUUGGAUGCUUCUUUGGCGAUGCAGGUUUGGUGGAUUGUGUAACUUUGCCUCCGGUCACAGGACGAACGUAUGCGUGGAGCAGCAAACAAAUGGACCAUUCUGCUCGAGUCAAGAUUGCACAAAGAUGCACUUUCUCACUGGAACACAUGGGACCUCGCGGUUCCGUUCUUCGCUCUCUAGAUUUGUGUUGUUGAAAAAUGUUAAUCACCACCCAAGGGGGGAGAACUUCCCUCGAUAGUUUCAGAAAAGCAUCUCUGGAUUUGUCAUUUGAUGUGAUGACGUUUCUUCAUAUCAUGCAGCAUAAGUGUAGCACAGCUGUCUUGGCAUGUGUUUGGUUUACUUUCCAAAAUGGAGAUCUUUAACUAUAGUGCUGUACGCCAUAUGGUAAUAUUUAUCAAAAAAAAAAAAAACAUUUCAUCUCUUACGGAUCGCGCUUAGCGGGAGACGGAGAGCAGAGUCUCUCAGCUAUACUGUACACAGUAAAGACAGAGAGCCAGAGUAACGACAGAAAAUGAGACUUUUAUUUUGCAAAAAACAAAACAAAACAAAAAACCACCUAAUUGAAGGACAAACAAAUCAAUCUAAAGAAAGAAAAUCAAUCUAAAUAAAUAAAUAAAUAAAUAAAUAAAUAAGGCUGUGAGACUGUCAGACCAACAAAAGGCUACAUGACUGUUUUUAGCAAGCUUCCAGUAUUUCUUCUGUAUUAUUAAUCUGGACCGUUCAUUUCUGUACAUAAUUCAUAAUUUUUAUACGUGAAGGUGCCAAGAAAAACGGAGGACGCCGGAAUCCGCCUCGUCGUCGUCUCGUCAGUUAUAAUCCCUGCUGUGAGCUUGAAGUCAGUUUGUCGUCACACUGGUCACAACUUCAGUGGUACUGUUUUCCUUUAGAUAGCUUCGUCUUCUAGCUGACCAAAGUGAAAUAUUUACGCACUUUUGCUUUCCUUUAUUUUUUUUUUCUUUUCUUCAAUUUUUAAAACAACAACAAAAAAAAUCCCAUAACGUAUAAAAAUGUCACGUUCGAUAACAUGUAUGCGGUCGUGUUUCCUGUAUCGUGGGCUGUGUGCGUUUCAAAAGAAUCUAUUUAAUAUAUCGGUAUCAUUAUAAAAAUGUGUGUCUUGAUGUAAGAGUGUUUUAUAUUUCAGUAGAACUGUGACUAAAGAGAACACUCAUUUUCUCUAAUAAGUACCAGGCAGUUUUGACCAGCAAAGAAAAAAUAUUUUUUGUGAACUUUACUGCAUGUCGAAUUAUUAUAAUAGAUUUACAACGAAGUCGUCUUUGUACUUAGAGACGUACGGGAUGUCGACGUGAGUGUUUUAAAACUUUAGAAACCUGGUUUUAGACUGUUUAUUAACUGCCACGACAGGACAGGGCGCCGUGCAAUAUGUCUGUUUUGGAGGUUCUGAAGUAAAAUGGUAGAACCACGUAUCGCACACAAUGGGAGGGGGUGGUGGGUGGGUCGGGGCGCUUUUAUUUGUUCCACGUGUUCCAGCUGUGUGUCGAAACUUCAGAUCUCAAUCUGGUGGCCUCUGGCCGUGAGCUCGGACGCCUUUGGACCGGAGCCGUAGUGUUGGAGCGAGAGCGAAGCAAGUCUUGACUCCGAAGCCGUGUUUAUUAUUAAGUGCACAUGACUUUGUUUUGUUUGUGUUUGUUAGUUAGGCCAGAAAAGGAACAAAGGUGUAAAAAGAGCUUGUGUACAUUUUAUUCCUUUGAUUGUUUCAGAAAAUUCUCUCUUUAGCGUGAAGGGAAGUGUGAUUUUUUUUUUUUUUUUUUUUUUCUCCUUCCUGCUUUUAGCGAAACGUUGUAGUGGUUUUUUUUGUUUGUUUUUUAACGAACCCGGUGCCAAACCCACACUCAGAAUACACUUCUGUUUUAAAAAAACACUUCUAUUUUAAAAAAGGACCAAUUUCAUAGCAAGGUUCAGGUGACUUUAUUUAUUUAUUUAAUGUUUUUUUUUUUUGUUUGUUUGUUUUUUUAAUCAUAUGA